AUGUUUCGGUUAAGACUAUUUCUCUGUAGCUUCGUUGCAACUGGGUUGGUUCUUGUUGUAAUAUCUUCUCUGAAAAACGAAGCUUUCAUUUGUGUCAACCCCCUCUUUAAUUAUUCGCUGUGGAAUAUUCAGUCAUCAGCACAGAGUGGAAGGCCGCCACAUUGGGUAGCAAAACGUAAUAUGACACAUUUGUUUGAUUGGACCUGGUUGCGAAACGGAAACUAUGAAAAGUAUAGGCGAAUUCGUGAAAGCGGCUUCAGAAUUAAGCGACCAAUUAAUAUUAAUGGGAGACCUCCGUCAGUGGUUAAUGAUGUGAAAACCUAUCUACGCACACAUCCUGAUCAAGGUUUAAUUAUUGAUGACUUCCGUCAACUACCUAAUCCCAUACCUCAUCCGUUACCGCGAGCUGUAGAUCUGAAUUCUACAUGUUAUCAGCAAAAUAUAAUGAAUUGCAAUCCAUGGCAAUCAUGCAUCUACAACGCAGAAGUUCUAUCUCUGCGGUCGCCCGCAACGACUCAUUCAGUCACUGUUGCUGUGUUUAACGCAUUUAUAGAUAAUGGCAGUUGUAGUCCUGCUGGUGUAAUUUAUAAUGAGUAUGCUACAUAUCAUUUUCAACAAUGGUCUACAAAACCGUGUCAUAAUGACCCUGUGCCUUUUUGUUCAACUGGUAAAAUAGUUGAAUACUAUGAGGAACUAUUAGAUAGUGUCGGAGUCUUUCUUGCUGCGAAUGGGCAUUUUGCUCCAGAGCAAUUACCACGUGCACUUCGUCUGUUGGCAACGGCACCGUCGACCGCCAAGUUGUUGGUAGCGAAAGGCGGAACAGCUGAUCAGUUCAUGGAGAUUUUAGUUGACCUCGGGAUUGUAACGCGAGAUCGAAUCAUACCAUAUGAUCCUAAAAAGAUAUAUGCUGCUAAAAUUGUGUAUCGUACUGAAUCGUGGCCAUAUUUAACAGGGGACCUGUACGGAAAAUAUGUACACGACCGUACAGAUAUGGAAACAGUGCAUAAAGCCAUUAUUGGAGACAACGAUCUGGUGGAUGAAGAGCGGGACGUGUUACUAGUCGUAAAAAGAAAGGAAGGUGACCAACGAUCGACUAGUAAUCACGAUUCUAUGGUUGGGCUCAUUAAACAGAUACUUGCCGAACAUCCGUCGGUACAGCUGAAAAUUCAAGUUUUCAAUGCAGAAGGACACGUAAGAGAACAGAUUAAAGUGUGGCAAAAAGCAAAGGUCGUGGUCGCACCACAUGGAGCAGGCCUUUACAAUGUUAUGUGGUGCAAACCCGGUACACUAAUCAUAGAAUUUGGUCAGUCAGAAGGAUGGCCUUUACCUGAAAUGUAUUUUGAGAUGUCUGUCCAUAGCGGACACAAGUAUUGGCUAGUGAAAGCAAAAGGUCGAGCUGAUAAACCAAUCACAGUGGAUCUGAGAGAUUUGAAAUGGGCACUUAAUGAUGCACUGAUGACACUCUGA
Molecule: messenger RNA, 1467 nt
Organism: Didymodactylos carnosus
Lineage: Eukaryota; Metazoa; Rotifera; Eurotatoria; Philodinida; Philodinidae
Source: the annotation of a GenBank genome assembly